Molecule: messenger RNA, 3306 nt
Organism: Penicillium brevicompactum
Lineage: Eukaryota; Fungi; Ascomycota; Eurotiomycetes; Eurotiales; Aspergillaceae
Product: RNA-binding ribosome biosynthesis protein MAK21
Exons: 3
Coding region: 1-3306 (1101 amino acids)
Cellular component (GO): nucleus
Source: RefSeq, a predicted model, not a curated record
AUGGCUAAAGGGCAAGGAAAGCGCUCCUCGGACGCAAAUGAGGCUGCGCCCGCAGCUGCGGUUGCAGCUCCUGCUGCCGAGAGCACCGUGAUGCCCGACGAAAGUGCUUUCGCAGGUCUGCGACAGAAAAUCGAACAGCGCUUGAAGAACCAGAACCAGAAUUCUGGCAAGGGAAAGAAGAACAACAAUAACAAGGCUCCCGUGCCUUCAAAAGAUACUUCCGACAAGAAAGGAAAGCCACCCCCCGCCAAGCCCAGCCGACCCCAAGACGCCGCUCAAAGCAAGAAGCGGGAUCGCAAUGGCGAGCCAAUUGCCCGAGUUGAAAAGAAGAGUGGAAAGGAUCAACAGGAUAAGCCGAAGGGAUCAAAGAAGCUCAGCAGUGAGGAAACGCUGCGCCAGGAGAUCCUUGCUAUGGGAGGCACAGAAGAAGAUCUAGAUCUUCUUGCCGGAGUCGACUCGGAGUCGGAGGUUGAAGGCGAAACAGCCAAAGGAGAUGACGACCUCCGAAAGCAACUCGCAAGUAUGCUGGAUGCUGCUGGCCACGUUGUGCCCGAGGAUCUUGCAGACGAUGAAGUUGAAGAUGUUGAGGACGAGGAAGAAAGCGACGAGGAAGUGGAUGCCGAGGAUAGCGAGGACAAUGCUGAGAGCAGCGGCCCAGAGUCGGACAUUGAGGAAGAGCCUGCUCACAAGGCCAAACCCGAGCUUGCUCUGCCCAAGGAGUUUCAAAAAUUGAAUGUCCUUCCUCGUUCCGAUUGGUACAAUAUUCCCAUGCCUUCUGUCCCUGACACAAAACAAAUGAAUGCACUGCCGCGCCACCUGAUCGACCGCGUCCACGAGUUGGCCAACAACCUACUCCAGGAGGAAAACGAGGAAUAUGCGGUAGCUCAAAGAACCUCCGCUUCCUCAUCACACAAGUUCUACUCGACCAUCAUGACAUCCGGUACCCUGAGCGAUAAGAUUUCAGCAUUGACUUUGAACGUCCAAGAAUCACCCCUCCACAACACCAAGGCGCUGGAAACCCUAAUUGGCCUUGGAAAGAAGCGCAGUCGUGCGCAAGCAGUCGAAGUUCUGCGAUCAUUGAAGGAUAUGUUCGCCCAGGGUACUCUCUUGCCCAACGACCGACGACUGAGGGCGUUCGCCAACCAACCCGGGCUUGUGGCAGCAUUCCAAGGCGCCGGUGGUCGAUGGAACGAGAAGGACCCUCUUCCCGGUGGUCUGAAGAAGAGCCAGCUGAUUGUUUGGGCCUUUGAGAACAUUGUGAAGGAUCAAUUCUUCGAGGUCUUGAAGAUUUUGGAAAUUUGGUGUAACGACGAAAUCGAGUUCUCCCGCUCCCGAGCCGUGAGUUAUGUCUACGAACUGCUCAAGGAGAAGCCCGAGCAAGAGAACAACCUCCUGCGACUGCUGGUCAACAAGCUUGGUGACCCGGGCAAGAAAAUCGCCUCUCGAGCGUCUUACCUUCUUCUGCAACUCAUGCAGUCGCAUCCUAUGAUGAAGCCUAUUAUCAUUAAGUCAGUGGAAGAGGUGUUGUUCCGCCCUGGUCAGAGCUCGCACACCAAGUACUAUGCCAUUAUUACUUUGAACCAAACCAUCCUGAGACAGAAGGAGGAGAAGGUGGCUGCUCAAUUGCUGGACAUCUACUUUGGUCUCUUCCUUGUUCUCCUAAAGCCCGCAGGCAAGCCAGCCCCUCCACCCAAGCGCGGCAAGCCCGGAAAGGGCCACAAGGGUAAGGGCGAUGAUGAAGCAAAGGGCCAAGCACAAGACGAGGAAAUGCGGGAGAAGUUGAUCUCUGGAGUCUUGACUGGUGUCAACCGUGCUUAUCCCUUCACUGACUCCGAUUCCGAUCGCAUGUCAAAGCAUCUUGAUACCCUCUUCCGCAUCACGCACUCGUCCAACUUCAACACCAGCAUUCAAGCUCUCAUGCUCAUUCAACAACUCACGGUGGCCAACAAGGUCUCCGGUGAUCGUUUCUACCGCACUUUGUACGAAUCUCUGCUUGACCCACGUGUGACUACCUCAUCAAAGCAAUCGCUUUACCUCAACCUCCUCUACAAAGCCCUGAAGAACGAUCUCAACGUACGACGAGUCAAGGCGUUCGUCAAGCGUCUUGUGCAGGUCCUUGGCAUGCACCAGCCCUCGUUCAUCUGCGGUAUCUUCUACAUGAUCCGUGAGCUUGAGAAGACCUUCACAGGUCUCACCGCCCUGGUCGAUCAACCCGAGGAACUUGAUGAUGACGAGGAAGAGAUCUUCCGCGAUGUUCCUGACGAGGAUGACGAGCAGCCCGAGGAAGUCCCGGCUGUUGAGACCAAGCCUAAGCAAUCCAACGCAUACGAUCCUCGCAAGCGAGACCCCGAGCACAGCAAUGCUGACCGAAGCUGUCUCUGGGAAUUGCUACCCUUCACCAACCAUUUCCAUCCCUCCGUUUCUCUCAAUGCCAGCAAUCUGCUCGAACACAAGCCCAUGAGCGGCAAGCCAGACCUGACCUUGCACACGCUCACUCACUUCCUCGACCGCUUCGUCUACCGCACACCCAAGGCCAAUGCCGGUGCUCGUGGCGCUUCUAUCAUGCAGCCCCUCGCUGGCGGUGAUACUGUCGAUCGAUUGGUGGAGGCCGGCAAGAAGGCUCAGAACCAACUGCCACUCAACACCGACGCCUUUUGGAAGAAGAAGGCCGAGGACGUUGCUGCCGAGGACGUCUUCUUCCACGAGUACUUCACCCGUGUCAACAAGGACAAGGAGAAGACCCGCGUCAAGAAGGGCAAGGAUACCGAUCGUGAAGAUGGAGACGAAGAGGGUAUCAGCGACAACGAGGACGAAAUUUGGAAAGCGCUGGUCGAUUCUCGCCCCGAGUUGGAAGCCGACGAGAGCGACGACGAUCUGGAUAUGUCCGACUUGGAAUCGGCAUUCGAUGCAGAGGACGGAGAGGGCGACGACGAGUCGGAUGGCGGUGUCAUCUUCAACGACGAGUCCGACGUUCCCUCCGACGAGGACGAGGAGAUGGCCGACUUCAGCGAGCUCGAAGAAGCUGCUCCCGCCAAGUCGAAGAAGGCCGCCAAGAAACCGUCCAAGGACGAGGAGGAGGAUUCCGACGACUUCGACAUGGACGUUUCGGACGACGGGGCCUUCCUGGACAGCGACGAAGAUCUUCCCUCCGACAUGGAGAUUGGUGGUGCGGCGCUCGCAGAGCCCGAGGUCCCUGCUCCGGAAGAGUCCAACAGCAAGAAGCGCCGCAAGCUCAAGCAGCUGCCUACUUUCGCCUCUGCGGACGACUACGCGGCGCUCCUGGCCGACGACGACGACGGAAUGUAA